Canariomyces notabilis is the source of this 1163-nucleotide messenger RNA. RefSeq names its product proteasome endopeptidase complex, beta subunit. Bases 45 to 878 code for a protein of 277 amino acids. NCBI's taxonomy places the organism in Eukaryota, Fungi, Ascomycota, Sordariomycetes, Sordariales, Chaetomiaceae. Gene Ontology annotation, cellular component: proteasome core complex. The record is from RefSeq and is a predicted model, not a curated record. The transcript has 3 exons.
CUUAGCUCGAUUUCACCCUCGUCCACCUCUCGUCUACCACAGUCAUGGACCAUCGCCCGCAAGCCUGGGGCCGUCCCAGAGAUGACAUCUAUGGCGCCUACGAUGCUUCUUACCUCCAAACCAGCGGCCCCAAGACGGCGACACAAUCUCCCGUCGUGACAGGAACCUCCGUCAUCGCCAUCAAGUUCAAGGACGGCAUCGUCAUGGCAGCCGACAACUUGGCGUCCUACGGCUCCCUAGCACGCUUCACCGACGUCAAGCGGCUGCGCACCUUCCUGGAUACGUCCGUGGUCGGCUUCGGCGGGGACGUCUCGGACAUGCAGUUCCUCGACCGCCACCUCAAGGAGCUUGCCAUCGAUGAGGCAUACGAACAUAACGACGACCAACAACAACAAGACGACGACGACUCCCACCACAAGUCCACACCGGGCACCGCGCUCAACGCCGCCAACCUGCACAAGUACCUGCAGAAGCUCAUGUACCGGCGACGCAAUGAUUUCGACCCGCUCUGGAACCAGAUCCUGGUGGGCGGGCUGGACGCGGCGCGGAAGCCGUUCCUGGCGUCGGUCGACCUGCGCGGGACGGCCUUCACCUCCCCUUCGCUGGCCACCGGCUUUGGCGCCGCGCUGGCCCAGCCCAUCAUGCGGCGGUACGCGGCGACGGACGAGGACGCGGCGCGCCUGACGCGCGAGCAGGCCGUCGACGUGGUCAAGGAGUGCAUGAAGGUGCUCUUUUACCGCGACGCGCGCUCCCUGGACCGCUACAGCAUCGCCGUCGUCACCAAGGACGGCGUCGAGCUGAGCGAGGACGAGCAGCUCGAGAGGCAGAGCUGGGCGUUUGCCGAGCGGAUUCGCGGCUACGGCACUCAGACCGUCUGAUGUGUCCGUCUAGGGGAAAAGAGAAAGGGGUUGGAGUCUAUUAUGCAAUGGGGGCGAUGAUGGGUAGCUCAUGAAAUUUAUGCGCUGGACUUUACGGCAAAGCGUGGGUUGCUGUGUCCUCCGGAUACUUUAGAUGGCUGUCAUAACGGGAUGCCGAGCCCUGUCGGGGUGAAACUUCUGUAACAUUAGAAAUGCGGAAAUACUGGUGUGGUCUCUGUGACUGCAUCCUCAAUUAUCGCAUAACGCAUGACACUGCAUGUGACAAUACUACCUGAUGCUAUCGCU